AGCUAGCUAGCUUUCAAGAGCAGAGGCAAGCAGACUUCGGCGGAGAGCUAGAGGGGCCCGACUCAUGCAUGAUUUACAGAUAUAUGAGGAUCAUCUAGAAUUCAGGAAAUAAAUUCCAAUUCUUCAAGUCAUCAUGCCUGUAAUGUUACGACUUGCCCGGCAUGGAUGUACCAACAGGCCCUUCUAUCAUAUCGUAGCUAUUCACAAUAAGUUUGCAAGGAACAGCGGAAGAGCCUUGGAGCAGUUGGGCACCUACGAUCCCAUGCCCAAUAAUCAUAAUGAGAAACUGGUCAGUCUGAAUGUUGAACGGCUCAAGUAUUGGCUGGCAGUAGGAGCACAUCCCACACCACCAAUGUCACAUCUGUUAGGACUGUCUGGAUUGCUUCCAGUUCAUCCAAGGACCUAUGUCAUAGCAAGGAGAGCUAGACACAAGGCUGAUAUCAAAGAACAGACUGCUGAAGCAGAAGGCGAAGGAACAAGUUGAUAAGAUCUGAUUAACUUUGUCACUGAGAUGGAUGCUAUCAUGAACAGACUCGACACAUGGAUAAAGUGGUUGAUGAAUGUAACAUUUGAUUGAACAUGUCUGAUAGCGAGUUACACGUAUGUUUUGGAGCUUGAUUUCAUCAAAGCUACAUUUGGUGCAUCGAUCAAGGUUUUUUACUCUGGAACUUGGGUCUUCGUGAGAAGGUACAUAUCUUGUGCUAAUUCAGACACUGAUUUCUGAUCUAGUCUGUAUGAUCUUUUAACAUUAACAAUAAGUAAUUUUUUCCCCACAAUAUUUGAGAUGCAAUGUCUUAUAUCAGCAGUGGGAAGAUAUGACCAGACAGUGUGAGGAGGAUGGGGGUGGGGGCAAAAAUUUGUAAUGCCAGUUGGCACUAGUGAUCUACAUACUGUUGAUCUCAACUUCCAUAUUUCAAUUUCAUUGACCCAAGGUUUGGUACUAAAUGUUAAUUGUGUUGGUAAAGAAUUUUAGUUGUUGGGAACAUGACAAAAUUUAUUAUUGUUUCUAUUAUGCGAUCCGCAUUUAAUUUUCUACAUAAAUCAAUCAGAAUACCAGAUUUUAAUGUCAUGAUCCAAAAAGACCUCAAACUCUGUAUCAAAUAGUAACUUCCCCAAUGCUGCUUGGAUUACAGGUGCACACCACAAUGCCCAGUAGCAUUGUAAUGUUAUACUCAAAACAAUUCUUAAUUUAGAUCAGUUUGUAGUCUAUUAAUAGUUUUUUUUUUCACCUUUACACAUUGCCUUCAAUUAGAAGUUACCUGGCAGUGCAAGUGAAACAAAGGGGAAAAUAUCACAAAGCGAGCAUAGCUUGCUAGUUUUACCUUCUGCAUGCUAUAAAUCAAAUUAUUAGUUGCUUUGUUAGCUCAUUAAUCCACCUCCUGGUUUCUUAAAAAUCCUAAAAAACAUGAACACGUGAGAUAAUCUGUGCAGAGUAUGGAUAAUAUUAAUAUGAAAUGUUCAUAACCUUAUUAAAUGUAUGUGAAACUUUA
Molecule: messenger RNA, 1490 nt
Organism: Lytechinus variegatus (green sea urchin)
Lineage: Eukaryota; Metazoa; Echinodermata; Echinoidea; Temnopleuroida; Toxopneustidae
Gene: mrps16
Product: 28S ribosomal protein S16, mitochondrial-like
Exons: 3
Coding region: 134-484 (116 amino acids)
Biological process (GO): mitochondrial translation
Cellular component (GO): mitochondrial small ribosomal subunit; ribosome
Molecular function (GO): structural constituent of ribosome
Source: RefSeq, a predicted model, not a curated record